UCCCGGGUUUCGCGGGGCAUUUGAGGGCCUGAAAAUUCAGUGGACUUAAGUGGAGCAAUUGAACAUAAAGCCUUGUCGGAAACUGCUAUUCAGCUUGGGCAUAGGUACCUAAGGAGGUACUUUACCACCUUACCUAACAUUAGAGGUACAAUACAAUACCUAAAGCUGGCGCCAUCCCGCUUCACCAAACGGCAUUAGCUAUUACAACAUUCAAUCUUUCAUAUCCCGAUUGCCACAACCCGACCUGCGAAACUACCUUACUUCACUUGCUUUUGCACGCAAUCCCCGUUCAAAAUGCCACAAGAUCCAAAUCUCUACGGGCAACGGCCCGCCAAGCGGCAAAAGAAGGAGAUGCCACUUUCGAGCUCUCUGGACUUUGCUUCUCAACUGACAUCCCUCCUCUCAACGUCCGCCUCCGACCCAUCAUCAGCGUCAUCCUCCGCAGUAGCGUUCGGCCGCGCCCGCCCUUCUAAAAACAAAGACGACAUCUUCUCCGUCAAGGCAAAACGGAAAACGGGCACCUCCACCUCCACUGCAGAAAAAGACGGUAAAGAUGGCGCGAGAAUCCAGCUCAAAGAGGUCCGCGGCACCGAAGACGAGAAACAAGACCUUGCGCGUGCGCGCCGCAAGAUGGAAGAGAAAGCGCGGCUGUAUGCCGCCAUGAAGCGUGGGGAUUACAUCGCGAAGGAAGGCGAGGCCGCGCCCCUCGUCGACUUCGAUCGCAAGUGGGCGGAGCGGCAUCCCGAGGACGCUGACAAUAACAACAACGACAACACGUACUCGAGCUCCGGGACAGACGACUCGGAUGCUGACGAUGCCGACCAAGAGAUGGUCGAGUUCAAAGACGAAUUCGGCCGCACCCGCCGCGCCACCCGCGCCGAAGCAGCACGCUACGAGCGGCGGCAGCACCGCAGCGCGCUGGGCGCCGCAGAGCUAGAAAGCAUGGCGGCGAAACCCACCAAGGCGCCCGAGCGCCUGAUCUUCGGAGACGUGAUCCAGUCGGGCGCGUUCAACCCCGAGGACGACACGCGGGACAAGAUGCAGCAUCUAGCCGCGAAGCGGGACAAGUCGCCAACCCCGCCCCCCGACACGCAUUUCGACGGGCGCGCCGAGAUCCGCACAAAAGGCGUGGGUUUCUACCAGUUCAGCCGCGACGCGGAGGCGCGCGGGGCCGAGAUGGACGCGCUGGAGCGCGAGCGGGAGAAUACCGCGCGCGUGCGGCACGAGAGGGAGGAGCACAAGGACAGGCGGAGGAGGGAGAUCGAGGAGCGCAGGAGGAAGAUUGGGGCGAGGCGCGCGGAGAAGAUGGCGGAGAGCUUUUUGGAUGGGCUGGCGGGGGAGAUGGGGACGUCUGGUGCUGGUGGCAAGGGGAAGGACUCUGAGGAGGAGACGCAGAAGAGCACCGGUUCGUGAUUGUUGGUUGGCAUCGAUGCUGGCGCGAAGGGUUGCUUUCUUCCACUAGUUACUAUUACGAGAAUACACCUUUUCUUUCGUGGCUAUAGGUGGCUAACGCAAUAGCCACAAGAAAGGUAGGUAUAUGUUGUGGGAGAGUGAAGAGUGGUUUAAGAUUAGGAAUUUGAAUGAAUAUAUGAUACCCCCUUUUUACCAUACCUACCUAGGUUAGGUACCUAGGUCAGGUCCCUAAGGCGGCGUUGACAAAUGGGCGGAAACGUAUAGGAACACCAAUAGUUAGAAUUCUUAUAAUAACUGGAGGGGGAAUAUGAGUAUGAUGCUAUUCAAAUAUAAAUUUAAUACCUUUA
Messenger RNA from Daldinia decipiens, 1760 nucleotides. RefSeq lists its product as uncharacterized. The coding region runs from base 295 to 1413 and encodes 372 amino acids. Lineage: Eukaryota; Fungi; Ascomycota; Sordariomycetes; Xylariales; Hypoxylaceae. Gene Ontology annotation, cellular component: nucleus. The transcript has a single exon. The record is from RefSeq and is a predicted model, not a curated record.